ACAACAUAUUAUAUGAUUGGACAGGAGAUAAAGACACAUCUUAGUGUCGCAGUGUUUGGCGAGGUCAAUGCUGGAAAGUCUACAACAGUUGGUCAUUUGAUAUAUUCACUCAAGGGUAAUAGGCGACCUAGAAUUACUACUCAUGUACUUGAUGGUGACAAGGAUGGCGAGAUGGGCAAGAAGUCACUCAAGUUCGCAUGGUUGAUGGAUACGUUGAAGGCAGAGCGAGAGCGUGGCAUCACGAUCGAGACCUCGUUCGGUCGCUUUGAAACACCCAGACACACUAUCACAGUUAUCGACACACCUGGACAUCGAGACUUUAUCAAGAAUAUGAUCACAGGUACAUCUCAAUCUGAUUGUGGUAUCUUCGUUGUUUGCGCAUCCAAUCGCCAGCCUGAUACGGCCAACCGCUGCGAAGACCAUCUUCAACUCGCAUACACACUGGGAGUGCGUCACCUCAUUGUGGCCAUCAACAAGAUGGAUGAACAUGAUAUCUACUUCAAUCAAGACAAGUACACAGCCAUAAUUGGUGACAUUGGUACUGUGAUCAGACGAGUAGGAUUCAAAAGUGAUCAAACUGUAUAUAUACCAAUAAGUGGAUUGGAUGGUGAUAACUUGAUGACAAAGUCAUCGCGAAUACCAUGGUACCAAGGUCCAACAUUGUUGGAGGCAUUGGAUAACAUUGAAGCGCCAAUAUGUCCACCUACAAAUGACAAACCACUUAGGAUACCCAUUCAAGAAGUGUUUAAGAUAAAGGGUAUUGGCACAUUGUUGGCAGGUCGUGUCGAGUCGGGAAUAUUGGAGCUAGGCAUGCAGGUCACAAUAGUGCCACCAAGAACUGGUCUCACAGUCAGCAUCAAGUCAAUUGAGAUGCAUCAUCAGAGUAUAGUACAGGCAACACCUGGAGACAAUGUAGCAUUCUGUGUCACAGGUGCCGCCAACUUAUGGGACAUCAACAAGGGUGCGGUUGUCGGCAGCUUGGACAAUCCGCCUAAACAAGUCCAGAGGUUCAUUGCACAAGUGGUCAUUAUACAACAUCCCCAACAAAUACAUUCUGGAUAUACACCAUGUGUACAUUAUCAUUCAUCGCGAGUAUCAUGCCAAAUAUCAAUCAUCAAUAGGAUUGAUCGAAACACUGGCCUGCCAAUACAAUACGAUACACCAAAGAUACCGAUAUUCCUUGUAGCACGUGACUUGGCCACUGUGGAGUUCACUCCAAUGCGACCAAUAUGCGUCAGUACCUAUGAUGAGUGUCAAGCCAUGGGAAGGAUCGUCAUCAGAGACAUGGGAGUGACAGUUGGAGUUGGCAUAAUCAAAAAGGUGAUCCAACAAGAGUCAGUUGGA
This is a messenger RNA of Acytostelium subglobosum LB1, 1344 nucleotides long. RefSeq lists its product as hypothetical. Lineage: Eukaryota; Evosea; Eumycetozoa; Acytosteliales; Acytosteliaceae. Gene Ontology annotation, biological process: translation. Gene Ontology annotation, molecular function: GTP binding; GTPase activity. The record is from RefSeq and is a predicted model, not a curated record. The annotation marks the transcript as partial. The transcript has a single exon.